Molecule: messenger RNA, 2040 nt
Organism: Emys orbicularis (European pond turtle)
Lineage: Eukaryota; Metazoa; Chordata; Testudines; Emydidae
Gene: BMX
Product: BMX non-receptor tyrosine kinase
Exons: 19
Coding region: 82-2040 (652 amino acids)
Biological process (GO): adaptive immune response; intracellular signal transduction; protein phosphorylation
Cellular component (GO): plasma membrane
Molecular function (GO): protein binding; non-membrane spanning protein tyrosine kinase activity; ATP binding
Source: RefSeq, a predicted model, not a curated record
GACACUUCCCUUUGGAGCACCAAGCAGACAAAAGACAAAGGACAUAAUUCCUCUUGUAAGUGCAACACCCAUGGCAAUAAAAUGGAGCAGGAAUCAAUUCUAGAGGAGCUUCUUUUAAAGAAGUCGCAACAGAAGAAAAAAAUUUCACCAAUUAAUUACAAAGAACGACUGUUUGUUCUCACAAAAACAAACCUCUCUUACUAUGAAUAUGACAAAGAGAAAAAAGGAAGCAAAAAAGGAUCAAUUGACAUUAAGAAAAUUCGAUGUGUUGAGGCAGUGAAUCAUGAGGAACAGGCACCUUUGGAGAGACAAUAUCCAUUUCAGAUUGUAUACAAGGAUGGCCUUCUCUAUGUCUUUGCAGCAAAUAAAGAGAGCCGAAAUCAGUGGUUGAAAGCUUUACAUAAAGAGAUUAAAGACAAUCCGGAUUUACUAAACAAGUAUCACAAAGAAUUCUUUACCAAUGGGAAGUUUCUCUGCUGCAACCAGACAUGUAAAGCAGCCCCUGGAUGUACCAUCUGGGAGAAAUUUACAGAUAUGAGUCUACCUAGCACCACCAGCUCUCUGAAACCGCUGCCUCCUGUCCCUGGGAAACUGCUGAAGCACGACAGUCUACCUCCAGUUCCAGCACCUUGUAAAUCCUCGCUGAAGAUCACUGUGGCAGCGUAUGACUAUGAACCCAAAGGAAACACUGAUAUCCAGCUUGUCCGGAACAGCAAGUAUUAUGUUCUGAAAGAAGAGGAUCCUGACUGGUGGCAAAUAAGGGACAUGGAAGGGAAUGAAGGCUUCGCACCAAGUCCCUAUCUGAAAGAGAUCUCCCUGGAUGAUGAUGAACCUGGGGGAAACUCCAGCGGAAGUGACCAUUCAUCAGAAGAAGAGGAGAGCAUGACUAAGCAUGAUUGGUACGCUGGUGAUAUCUCCAGGGCCCAGUCAGAGCAACUGCUGCGACAGAAGGGGAAAGAAGGUGCUUUUAUGGUUCGAAAUUCAAGCCGAGUGGGCAAGUACACCGUGUCUGUAUUCAGCAAGGCUCUUGAAGAUAAAAAAGGAACUGUCAAACAUUACCACGUGCACACAAACUAUGAAAACAAAUAUUAUCUGGCUGAAAAUUACUGUUUUGAUUCAGUUCCCCAGCUUAUUCACUAUCAUCAGCAUAACUCAGCAGGUAUGAUUACAAGGCUUCGGCAUGCUGUGACUACGAAAGCAAAUAAGGUCCCAUCGACAGCAUCCUUAGGAAAUGGGAUCUGGGAGCUGAAACGAGAGGAAAUUGUCCUGCUCAAGGAAUUAGGAAGUGGCCAGUUUGGAGUGGUACAGCUGGGAAAAUGGAAGGGAAAGUAUGAUGUUGCCAUUAAGAUGAUUAAAGAAGGAUCAAUGUCAGAAGAUGAAUUCAUAGAGGAAGCUCACACCAUGAUGAAACUUACUCAUCCCAAACUUGUUAAGCUCUAUGGAGUUUGCACAAAGACAUAUCCCAUCUAUAUAGUGGCAGAAUAUAUGGCUAAUGGCUGCUUGCUUAACUACUUGAGGAGUCACGGAAAGGAACUGCAACCCUUUCAGCUGCUGGAAAUAUGUUAUGACAUUUGUGAAGCGAUGACUUUCUUAGAGAGCCAGCAGUUCAUUCAUCGAGACUUGGCUGCUAGGAACUGCUUGGUUGAUAGUGAUCUUACUGUGAAGGUGUCUGACUUUGGGAUGGCUAGGUAUGUUCUGGAUGACCUGUAUGUAAGUUCAUUAGGAACUAAGUUUCCAGUGAAGUGGUCGGCACCAGAAGUUUUUCAUUAUACCAAGUUUAGCAGUAAGUCGGAUGUAUGGGCCUUUGGGAUCUUAAUGUGGGAGGUGUUCACUUUGGGAAAGCAACCCUAUGAACUGUAUGAUAAUGUACAAGUGAUUGAGAAGGUUUCUGAGGGAUAUCGGCUUUACCGACCACAACUGGCCUCAGAGACCAUCUACCAGUUAAUGUACAGCUGCUGGCAUGAGCUGCCAGAAAAGCGCCCCACAUUUCAUCAACUCCUAUCAAAUAUUGAGCCACUCAGAGAAGAUGACAAGUCUUGA